Messenger RNA from Mya arenaria, 2251 nucleotides. RefSeq names its product toll-like receptor 4. The coding region runs from base 180 to 2126 and encodes 648 amino acids. Lineage: Eukaryota; Metazoa; Mollusca; Bivalvia; Myida; Myidae. Gene Ontology annotation, molecular function: protein binding. The transcript has a single exon. The record is from RefSeq and is a predicted model, not a curated record.
AAUGAAAUGAACGGAAGCACAUGGUACUUGAAAUUAUCACACGAUGCUUAGUUACUUUUUUCCAUUGGUGUAUUAAACUCAAGGUUAUUUCAGAAGAGAAAUCCAAAGAGCUUUAUUGAUAAAUAAUCUGUUGAAACGCUAGCACACAUAAUAUGUGAACGUAUUACUUUCUUAAUAAUAUGGAGCAAGAUAAUUCUCUACUCGUUAUUGCUUUACUCAUUUUACACACAAAUAUCUCGAUGAGCUAUUUUAGAUGUGGACCCGACCUUAAAUGUUCAUGCACGACAAUUCCGUCAGGAACGGUUAGAAUGGAUUGUAAAGCAAGAGAACUAAAGCUUCGUCAAGUUUGCGAAAGUAUUGUGCUUAUAUACCCAAAUGUGUCGGAUCUUAACAUUGCACGAAAUAACAUUGGUAACUUCAAUGCCGAGGACUUGAACCACUGUAGAUACAUCAGUAGUUUGAAUAUGAAUUACAACCAGAUUUCGUCUCUGCAUAGUGGUGUCUUUAAAGAUUUUCAAAAUAUAUUGACCCUUGAUUUGAGCGAUAACGUGCUGGACAUUUACAACAGGACGGCGUUUGACCCAAGCGUGCUACCAUCAUCUCUGAGAAUCCUCAAACUCUACGGCAAUUUUCGAGAGGAUUGCAGGCUUGGAAAAAGCUUUGCCUACCCACAUAUCUCUAAAUUACAGAAACUUGAGAUGUUGCAGAUGGAUGGCAUUGAAACAGAUUUUGGUCUGGAAUAUGAAAACAGCAGCGUUAGGAAUUUAACUCUAUCAUCAAAAGGACCUUUGGGUUUCUGCUCCAUAACGGAAAUAUUUGCAACAACUUUCCACUCGCUUGUAAAUAUACGUGUUCUUGAUAUAUCCUCGUGUAGAAUUGAAAAUAUUCACAGAGAUGCCUUCAAAAACAUGAAGAGUCUUGAAAUUCUGGACCUUUCUUUGAACAGGCGUCUAGGAUUUAGCUCUCUGAUGAAUGUUUCAUAUUCGCUCCAGUUUACAAAUAUCCAGUUUCUGAAUUACUCACGGGUUUAUACUUCAUUUGGCUUUGGAACAAUACUCUUGAAUAGAGAUAUAUGCUACCUACGGAAUACUUCUCUGAAAGCAAUCGCCUUUGAUGACAACAAGAUUCAAAUGAUUGAAGAGAACACGAAUUUGUUACUUCCUGAGCACCUUGAAACAAUUUACGCACAAGGAAACAAAUUCUCUCUUGGAUUAUACAUGCUUCAAUUCGGAUGUCUUCAAAACAUUUUACAAAUUCAUGCAAAUAACCAGAACAAGAUGCAUACACCUAUGGCAUACCUUGCGGAACCAACACCUAAAAACGACAAUGAUCGAAGCAGGGAUGCGGGCUGCCCAUUCAUAAAGGAAGAAAUUAUGAAGUCCAUUGCGAAAGAUAUUCCGAAUUGUUCGUACUUGCCAAAAAGUGGAACGGUCACUGAUAUGAUUCCACAUUUUCCAAGAUCGCUCAAAAGCAUUUAUUUUUCUGGCUGCAAUAUGGCAUACAGUGUUGACAGUACACAAAUUUAUAUAUAUCCAUCAAAUAACUCAGUUGAAGUAUUGGACUUUUCAAAAAAUGCUUUUCACUCUUUAAUCGGCAGGAUUGGGCCAUUUCCAAAUCUUAAAUUUUUGUCGCUCUCCCGUUCGUACUGUUCUUUCUUAAGUUCAGAAAUGUUGUCACUGGACAAACUUGAAAACCUUCAGCUUGAUCAAAAUUAUUUGGGAGGAAUGUUUGCACAGAUGGAAGAAGGAGACACGUUUGAUUAUCUUACAAAUCUGAAGACGCUAAACCUUUCAACCAAUGGUAUAACAUGCCUCCAAAAGAAUAUCUUUAGUCGUCUCAAAAAUGUUGAAGUAAUUGAUUUAAGCAACAACAACAUCGAACUAUUUGACGUCCAUGUAAAAUCUUUGAAAAAUCUGCUUCAUUUAAAUCUUCGAGGUAACGCAGUUUCUAAACUGGAUCAUAUAAUAAGACAACUCCUCGAAGACAAUUCAGAGCGAAAAGGGAAGAAUUUUACUCUGGAUUUACGCAACAAUUUUAUCGAAUACAGUUGUAGCAAUCAGAAAUUUUUGUACUGGUUGGUUGAUCAUAAAGAAAGUCUACAAGGUUUCGAUGAAAUGGUUUUCUAGGUUAAAUGGAAGCACUAUUAAUUCAAGUGGAUUUCUUCUUGACGUGCCCCACUUGCGUGCACAGUGUAGAUCAUAUACAGUUGUGAUUGUACUGUCCGCUUCGGGUGUAUUGUCAGCCUGUACAA